GAGAAAGAGACUCUGUGCAGGAAUUGAUCAGAUCGUAGUUAAUGAUUGACAUGCUUGUGUAUAAAGCUCAUGCCCCCCUGUGGUUCUCCGUCCAGUCAAAGAGGGGGGAGACAGCUGUCAGCAGUAAGAGGCAGAACAACAUGAAAACAAUUCUGAUAUCCUUACUUGUCCUUGCUGUUGCUUGUCUCCCCGUCCUUUGCGGCAGAGAGGAGCAGCCCACCCUCCAACCCGAGGCCCCUGCCGAAACCCGCUCACACUUUGCUGCUCUGGAUGAUGUGCGUCUCCUAGCGAACGGCCUCCUCCAGCUGGGCCAGAGCCUGCGGGAGUUUGUGCACAAGACAAAAGGGCAGAUCAAUGACAUCUUCCAAAAACUUAACAUUUUUGACCGCUCCUUCAACCAGCUGUCUGUGCUGGCCAGUGAAAUCAAGGAGGAGGAAGAGGAGCUCAAGAAGACCGCUGUGGUGCUGAGGGCCAACAAUGAAGAGAUCAAAGGCUUGUCUGACAAGAUCAGCUCCAAGGUGGACACCAUCAUGCUGGAGAAAAGCCACCUGCAGAGCAAGGUGGACGGCCUGGAGGAGAAGCUGAGAAGUCUGUCUCAGGGCAUGUUUACCAGCGACCAAGUAGGAGAGAUCAACGGCCUUAGGGAAGUGAUUACCAGCCAGGAGCAAAGCAUCAUGGAGCUUCUGAAGGCUGUGAGGGAGCAAAGUGAUCAACUCAACUACCAAAGGAUAAAGAUCAAGAAUCUGGAGGAAAAGCUUGUAGCCAGUUCCUUAGCCCAGGAGACAAUUGAAAGGAUGCCUGAAUCCUUCAUCAGUGAAGCGCCAACACUCAGCCCUUAUCUGGCCUCCAGCAAGAAAAAUGCUGUCAUGGAUAUCCCAUCUGACUGCAGUGAAUUGUUCAACAGAGGUGAGAAAAUGAGUGGAGUGUACGCCAUCAGGCCAAAUGGAUCCGAGCCUUUCAUGGCAUUUUGCGACAUGAGUGGAGAUCACGGAGCAACAGUCAUCCAGCGCAGGAAGGAUGGUUCGGUGAACUUUGAUCAAACCUGGGAAAAAUAUGCAAAUGGAUUUGGAGAUUUUCACGGGGAGUUUUGGCUGGGUCUCAACAAGAUCGGUUCUCUAGCUGCUCAGGGCAACUACGUCCUUCACAUUCAGCUGGAAGACUGGAAACAGAACAAGCGCUUUGUUGAAUACAGUUUUGGCCUCAGCAGUGCAGAGAGCAACUACACCCUUCAUCUCAAGCUGCUGUCAGGAGAUCUGACUGACCCCAUGAGGAACCACACAGGCAGGAUGUUCUCCACUAAGGAUAGAGACAAUAACAAAAACCGGGAUUCCAACUGUGCCCACCACUACACAGGUGGUUGGUGGUUCAACAGUUGUGGAGACACCAACUUGAAUGGGAGGUACUUCCUAAUGAGACAUAAAGGACGUUCGGGUUCAGAUCGCCGGCGAGGGAUCCUUUUAAAACCAGGACGUAAAGCUUCUUAUUCGCUCAGGUUCACACAGAUUUCUAUCCAUCCCCUCAGCACCACCUCAAUCUCAUUCUCUGAGAUCGGUGCCUUUCUUUCCAACAACACAGACAUUCUCUAAUGACGAGUCAACUGCAACCACAGUAAAUAGCGGCCUCUAAAGGGGAACUUCGGAAGUGCUCCGUGUGGGCAGCCAUGGUUUAGGUAGGCCCAUACCGGUCAAUAUUUGUGUUUGAAAGUAAGGGAAAUUAAGGGAAAAUAAUGUCAAUUCUGGUCUUUUCACCAGUGGGAAGCUGGUGGAAAGACCCGACUGACCCAACCGUGUUGUUUUUUUUGUUUUUUGUUUUGGAAGGCUUGACUUGACUACAACACGAGUGGCAACAGCUGUCCUGGCAUUCGCCCGAGUAGAAUCCUUGUCAUUUAAUAUACAACAUAUAAAGAGACGUGUUUUACACUAUAACCCUUUUAACGAUUACAUUUACUAAAUGUCAACAAAGUACGCAUAUAGCGUUAUCUACUUACCUAUUAGUUAGAUAAACGUGUACCUGGGUGAAAGCCAUGCUAAUUGCACUUCAGGGUUGCACGUCGGCUCGUGUGGGAAACAAUACAGUAAAUAUUAAAAAUGGAGGUCGCUAGAAAAGGAGGGAAAAUUAUGGGCGUUUUUCCUGUGAAAAACGCGAUGGUUGAUGGAUAAGUGUUAAAAUCACAGGAUGGAAGCUUAGACAAGUGGCUCAUUAUUUUCUGUCAUGCCCCCUUGUGGGGGACAGAAAUGUUUUCAUGCCAACCCCCUACCCCCAAUUUGAAAUACUAUUGAGAAAAUGACAAUAUACCAUACAAGCUAUUCAGGUGUCAAACUGAGUACGUCAAAUUCAUACAUGCCGACAGGUUUGCACUAAUAUUGAAUUGAAAGCCCCUCCAGCCUCUGACGCCCCCUGACAGCCCCCCAGGGGGACCCACCCCACUAUUUGACAAUCAUUGUCUUAGCCCAACAGGGUAGAUAAUGAAAAAUGCAAUGUAAAAUCCUCAUCCUGUCGCACAACAUAAGUAAUUUUCUCCCUGAGGUCAAAGGUCAUGGGGGAGAAUUCAAAACAUGCAGCUAUGCAAAAGCAGUUUUUCUACUGGGUCACAUUGACUCCCAAUAUGCAGCAGACAUACAAGAUACAGUAUGUCUACCCAACAUCAUACUUGCUUUGUUUUUAGAAUACUUUAUAGAUAUGUAUGCCCCCCCUCUCCCCCCAUAUUGAAUGAAUAGUCGUUGCUGCAACUCUGCACAACCUCCACUACCAGUCUCACGUUUCAAUACGCUUCAUCAUGCUAUUGAAUGAGAACAUGUGUCAAAACUUUGGUCUGGUAGUGUAUCUGAAUCUGCAACUAUACUAUGGUUUCUAAGUAUUUUGGUAGGUUCCAGAUAUCAGACUGAUCAGCGCUUUAUGGAAUCGUUCAGUGAUAGAACAGGAAGUGACAUGGAGGGUUUAGAGUUGAUUUUCAGCUGGGCGUGGGUUAUGGGUGCAACGGUAGCCUGUGUUUUUAUUCAGAAUUAUUGUGCCUGUUGUGAAGUAAUUCAAAACUACAAUAAAA
Messenger RNA from Doryrhamphus excisus (bluestripe pipefish), 3043 nucleotides. RefSeq names its product angiopoietin-related protein 3-like. Gene Ontology annotation, biological process: triglyceride homeostasis; phospholipid homeostasis; phospholipid catabolic process. The record is from RefSeq and is a predicted model, not a curated record. NCBI's taxonomy places the organism in Eukaryota, Metazoa, Chordata, Actinopteri, Syngnathiformes, Syngnathidae.